AUGGGCUUAAGAACAUCCAAGUACCGUAUCACGAUCUUCGUCUCGGCAAAGGACUACAAUAAAUGCGAAAUCAUGUAUUUCGAAAGCCGGGUUCGCCAAGGAUACAACGACUACGACAAGCGUACCGUGUCGCCUCUUCCUCGAGAUGCAGCUGUUCCAAUCAUCAUGAAUAUCAGCAUAUGUUACUUUUAUGCAAGUGAGUAUGCACAGUAA
Molecule: messenger RNA, 213 nt
Organism: Clonostachys rhizophaga
Lineage: Eukaryota; Fungi; Ascomycota; Sordariomycetes; Hypocreales; Bionectriaceae
Source: the annotation of a GenBank genome assembly